Molecule: messenger RNA, 1881 nt
Organism: Purpureocillium takamizusanense
Lineage: Eukaryota; Fungi; Ascomycota; Sordariomycetes; Hypocreales; Ophiocordycipitaceae
Product: Sister chromatid cohesion protein 2
Exons: 2
Coding region: 1-1881 (626 amino acids)
Biological process (GO): regulation of gene expression; replication-born double-strand break repair via sister chromatid exchange; establishment of protein localization to chromatin
Cellular component (GO): Scc2-Scc4 cohesin loading complex
Molecular function (GO): chromatin binding
Source: RefSeq, a predicted model, not a curated record
AUGAAGCUGGCCCGUGACAUAUAUCUUCGUAACCGAGACAAGGGGCUGCGGAGCGCCAUCGCCAACGGCCUGUUGCGUCGAGUCCAGGAUCCGGACGAAGGGGUGCGUGAUCUCGCACGCCAGAUAAUUGAGGAGAUCUGGUUUACGCCUUUCUAUGCCAACGAAAGCACGACAACAUUCGAGGCGGCUCUCGCGGAGCACGUAGCGCUAGUUAUACAAAUUGUGAAGACCAGGACAGUCACGGAGAUCCUGGGUAAGGUCCUCCAAAGUAUUGUGAGGCCGGACAACAGAUCUCUGGAAGGCCCCUUCACAGUCUGUUCCAGACUAGUGGGUAUCCUGUCUGGGCUUAUCGACAAUGCGGACUCGGCAGAUACAUUAGUUCCAUCAAGUUGCGAUGCUUUGCAGGCUCUCACAAUCUUCGCCAACGCCGAUCCAAAGCUGUUCACGCUUGAGCAUCUUCGCCUGCUCAAGCCGCAGCUGGCCAGGUACACCGGCCGAGACGAGCUUGUUGCGUUUCGGGCUGUCACAGCCAUUUACAAGAGAGUGCUGCCUCAAUUAUCAAGCGUCCAUGCACACUUCCUCACCGAAGUGAGACUACAGCUUCUUAAAGGGAUUGGCAAGAUCUCGUCACGCGGAGCUUUGGAUGAUCUCAUUGGUUGCGCGCAUACGGUCUGUGAGCUUCUGAAAGACUUGAGUCCCUUGGCCUACUUGAUGGCAUCGAGCCUCCUGGGGAUCCAGAACUUGGCCAACGCUCCGCUCGACAGUAAGCACCCCAAGUAUCUUUGCACGUAUGCAAUCAUUGUUGGGAGCGUCGGCAAACAUUGUGACCUCAAUAAGCAGUUACAUUUCUUCCGAGAGAAGUUCCCGCGAUGGAAAGGGGACUCGGUCCCGUGUCUGAUUGUGGACACCCUGUCACCAUUUGCGCUGCCGCCGCAAUCCUUGGAGGCGCGAAAAGCGGCUAUCGAAGCCAUUGGACUGGUUUGCCAAUCGUGGCCGCGGAAUUACGUCUUGCCUAAAGUGGAUACGGCCUUCCAGCACGUGUUCCAGGAUCGGAUCCCCAUCCUAGAAACCAUGAUUCUCAGAUCGUUUAAGGAGUUCCUCAUGGUUGAAGAACGGCGCUCUGAGGCGGGGACUACCGCAACUGCCGCCGAGAGCAAGAAAAAGGAACUGACUGUCAUGGGCGGAACGAACUUUGACGAUGUUGCAAGCGCCACGACGCAGCGAUUCCUAAAGGACAUAACGCGGAUCGCCCUUGGCAGUCAAGACGAACACGCGUUCUUGGCCAUGGAGGUCCUGGGUAGCAUCAACCGACAGGGCCUGACCCACCCGAAAGACACAGGCGUCACGCUAAUAACGCUGGAGACUUCUGCCAAACGCAAGAUUGCUGAGCUUGCCUACAUGGAGCAUCGAUCCUUAUAUGAGAAGCACGAGACACGAGACGUCGUCAAGGAUUCUCAUGGCGCAACCGUUGACCCUUUCCAAGCGAAACUGCACUUGCUGAUGCAGGUGCUCAAGAUCAGCAAGCCAAAGAAUCGGCAACGGUUCCUGGAAAAGCUCUGCAGCCAGACAGACUUUGAACUUUCCAAGCUCGAUGCUAUAGGGGAUCUACCGCCGCACGUCGACUUUUCCCGGUUCAUUAUCGAGAAUGUGGCCUUCUUCGACUACCAGACGGUUGGCGAGAUCCAGAGCGUAGUCAAUACACUGGAGAGGAUUGUGACCGGUACGGGAGCGACAGUGGCUCAGGCCAUUGAGUCUGAAGUUUUCAAUGUUCGGAUGGACGUUAAUGAACUGGGCCAGCCCCUAGACUCAAUUGCGCUAGGCCCCGUUACCGCCAUGUCCACAAGCGACCCGGCCAUGGGUGGACAACAAGUAGUUGCCUAG